GGGGCGGCGCUACUUCGGUCAUUACGGAAAAUGGCUGGCCGCUGAGGCUUUGUGGAGGCGCCGCUAUUCCCACGAUUAGGGCCCGCUCUAGUCGGGGCGGCUGCUUGGACUUUGCUGAGCGCGGCCUUGCUGGCGAGAUGGCGGCCGAGAUCCACUCGCGGCCUCAAAGCAGCCGGCCGGUCCUGCUGAGCAAGAUCGAGGGGCAUCAGGACGCCGUCAGUGCUGCGCUCGUUAUCCCCAAAGAGGACGGCAUCAUUACUGCCAGCGAGGACAGGACAAUUAGAGUAUGGCUGAAGAGAGAUAGUGGACAGUAUUGGCCCAGCAUCUACCAUACAAUGUCAUCUCCUUGUUCAACUAUGGCUUAUCAUCAUGACAGUAGACGAAUAUUUGUAGGCCAAGAUAACGGAGCCAUUAUGGAAUUUCAUAUUUCAGAAGACUUUAAUAAGAUGAAUUUUGUCAAGACUUAUCCAGCUCACCAGAACAGAGUGUCAGCAAUCAUUUUUUGCUUGGAAGCAGAAUGGGUGAUUAGCACUGGCCACGAUAAAUCUGUCAGUUGGAUGUGUACCAGAAGUGGAAAUAUGUUGGGAAGACACUAUUUCACUUCCUGGGCAUCUUGCCUACAAUAUGACUUUGAAACCCAGCAUGCCUUUAUCGGAGACUACUCUGGACAGAUUACUCUAUUGAAGCUAGAACAGAGCACGUGUUCAGUGAUCACAACUCUCAAGGGUCAUGAAGGAAGUAUUUCUUCUUUGUGGUGGGAUCCUGUUCAGCGAUUACUCUUCUCUGGAGCGUCUGAUAAUAGCAUAAUCAUGUGGGACAUUGGUGGAAGAAGAGGUCGGACCCUGCUUCUUCAAGGUCAUCAUGACAAGGUGCAGGCCCUCUGUUACCUCCAGCUCACACGACAACUGAUUUCUUGUUCAGCAGAUGGAGGGAUCACAGUCUGGAAUAUGGAUGUUAGUAGAGAAGAGGCCCCACAGUGGUUAGAAAGUGAUUCCUGUCAGAAAUGUGAGCAGCCGUUUUUUUGGAAUAUAAAGCAGAUGUGGGAUACAAAGACCCUGGGUCUGAGGCAGCAUCACUGUAGAAAAUGUGGUCAAGCAGUAUGUGGCAAAUGCAGCACGAAACGCUCCAGCUAUCCUAUAAUGGGCUUUGAAUUCCAAGUCCGGGUUUGUGACUCUUGUUUUGAGUCUGUCAAAGAUGAAGAUCGUACCUCUUUGGCAACUUUUCAUGAAGGAAAACACAACAUAUGCCAUAUGUCCAUGGAUAUUUCAAGGGGACUUAUGGUGACAUGUGGAAGUGAUCGUGUAGUAAAGAUUUGGGACAUGACACCAGUAGUGGGUUGUAGCCUUGCAACUGGAUAUACUUCCCGUUGAUCCGGGCUUUCCAGAAUAGUAUACUGUAUGCAUCAAGUGGAUAUCUUCCUUUUCCUACUCCUGCCACACAUGCCAGCUGCUUGACUUUGAGAAUAUCAUUUUCCUAAGAUAGACAUUUUCGUUUAGGGCUUACAAAGAAUGGUGGAAGUUGAUGGCCUGUGGAAUGAACAGUAGGAAGGUUUACAUACAACAAAAUAUCCGGUCUAGGAAGACCACUCAUAGCUUGAUUUUACUUGUAGCAUUCAGUGUGCUUUCUCUGCUGAAAUGAUAUUGUACUGUGGCUAAGGGUUAAAAUGAGUACAGUAUACUGUAGUGACAACAAAACAUGUUCAAAAUAGCAGUAAUAUAUUCUUUGUAAACUGUCCCGGUAGACUAGUUUUGUCUUAUGAAUAGUCACUAUGAAUAAUGGUGCACAGACUUUGAAUAUAACUUUGCCAGCAGGAGGGAAAACAUUUCUUUCCCAGCAGCAUUGCAAUAGGGGUGGGGGCAUUGAUAGUGUGUUUUGGACUGUUUUGUUUCUCUGUUACAUUUGAUGUUGUUCCAGUUUUAAAUUGUCUAUUGCAGAAGGGGUGGAUAGAUCCCUGGCAAAACACUAAAAAUGGUUUCAAUAAUGGCUGAAGCUAAAUGAGGGAUUUGAAUCAUACUUUUUGUAUGUAGUAAAAUGGUACAGUUGAGGUUUGGUGAAAUAGACAGUAAAGGUAUGUUGAACAAAAGCCUGAUUUGUGGUGUACAGGUAUCAAAGUUCUCUAAAGCCAGUUCCAAAUCAGAUUUUUAGUUCAGUUUCAGCAAUAACUACAAUUGUACCAGAAAAGCUUGCAUGUGGACUGCUGCAAGUAAAAAUGGUAGGAAUAAGCAAAUUUAAUAAACAGAUAGAUACAUAAUUAAGUGAAAUAACGGGAAAAUGUGUACAUUAAAAUUUGUCAUUAUUUUUGAAAAGUACUUUUGUUAUAGUAUAGAGUUUUAAAGAGAAAUGGUAGGUUGCGGUUCUUUUCAUUUUGAAGGUUAAAUUGUAUUACUAAAUGUACCUUUAUAAAAUCUGGUGUAGAAUCAACAUCAAUGAAGUUAAAUAAUUGCUAAUUAAAACCGAUGGGAAACAUUUGUUUCAAAGUGUUGCACAAAUAGACUGUUCAAUCUGUCCUCCAAUUAAAACUAUUUUUUGUAUGCAAAUAGUGUAAUCAGCCACUUCUUUUAGGGGAUAUUUAAAAGUAAGUGAAGAAAAACUGCUUUUCCAUCUUUCUCAAAGAAAGUUGUUUUAGGUUAAUCAUGAAGCUAUAUCAUCAUGUUAAAAUGUAAGCCCCAAAGAAUUCUUUUUUAAAAAAAAAGUCUUCAUUAGGGCAAUACAUAUGAGGAAGGGAAUUAUAUAACCUGAGGGAUUAUCCCAUGGUAAAUCAGUAUUAGUGUUGGUAAGUCAUAUAAGAUGGGUAUAAUCAAUGUUAUUGUUAUUGAGUUAUUGCUCCUAAACCUCUUUGAUAAUAAUUUUAAUGGAGGGACAGAGAUCAAAAUGAAAGAACCGAAUAUUUCAGCAAUAUCACUAUACAAAUAAGAUAAAUCAUUAAAUGAUUUUGUUAGAAUUAUUACAUUAUUCUACUUACCUGCCUUAUUAUACUGUAUAAAAAGGAGAACUUUAACCUGUUUGAAUUAAACCAGAAUUAAUUAUUUCACCUCAGUGUCCCAUCUACAGUGAAAUGUAAAUCUGGGUUAAGAAAAGCAUCACCUUACACAAAAGCAUUUGUAUUUUUCCUCUCUAACCCUCUUAAUAUUCUCUUAAACUUAGGAUAACCUGCUGGUGCCAGAGAACAAUAUUCUCAGGUCUCAAUAUUUCUGCAUAUAGAGGAGACCGUCUACUAUUUUCAUCUGUUAAUUGUACAAAUUGCACAAAAAUACACUGAAAUAUUUGACAGUUCCACUCAAAAUUAUCCAUCACUAUUUUGCCAGAUUUGUUCCAUUUGAAUAAUUUACUAGUUGGGAAUAAGGUAGAUAGCAAAUAUUAAUAUUAAAGUGGACGGUUCAAAUAGAUACACAAAGAAAUGUUGGCAAAACAUUAUAUUGUUUCUAUAUCCAAUGUUGAAGUUCUUCUGAUAAGAUAUAGAACUGUAAAAACUCUGUUGCUUGCUUUGGAUAUAAAUUGCUUUUGUGUGUGGGGAAGAGAAUAAGGAUUAUGCUGUACUUGGUAACAAAAUUGGCCCUGUAUUCUAAAUGUGCAAUCAUUCAGAUUUGACAUAUUUACUUUGUUUUUCCCCCUGAAACCUUUCUUCAUGGGGAAACCAGAAGGACUAAUGUAUUUUUGUCUGAUGACCCUAUUCUCGUGAAACAUUGUAUCUUUCAUUAUCUGAGAAACUGUUAUUACUGUUUGUUGUUCUCUUUUGUCUUAAAAAAAUGAAAAAAAGCUUUGACUAUUGUAUAAUAAAAAUAUUUCCUGUAAAUUUUGGUUCUUUAUUCAUAACCUGUAGGGACUUUUCACUGUACACUGUGUGCAUCAAGUGUAAGGAGUAAGGAAAAAGUAACUAAAGAAAUUCAGAAAUUGUAAAAAUUUCCUAAUUUAAGGAACUUCUGUUACUCUGGAAUUUGGAUGAGACUUGCAAGUUGUAUGUUUAAGCAAUGGCAGGAAAUCAAGUCCUUCAAACUAUUGGCUGGCAUCUGGGAUAUUUCCGUGCUAGGCAAUAGGAAUAGCAAGCUUAUCUAUGCCAGAGGUUCCAUAUAGUAAUAAUAAUAAAAAAGCUGAUGAGGAAGAAAAAUCUAUAGCGGACAUAGUAAAUUGCAGUCAUAAAGGAAAACUUCGAAGACAUGCAAAUUGAAACCGGCAAGUCUAGAAGCACACAACCAUUAUUGUGCCAAUAAGACACAAGGCAGCUAGGGGAUGUUUCCUCAAAUAGGGAAUUUGCAAUACCUCUUCGUCCUGUUUUUACCAUACCUUUCCCAGUUUUAUUCUCUAAUCACAUGAAAAUUAUGAUCACACAAGAACUUUGGAGGAGUUGUCAGAAGUCCACCCAAGGCUUUGUGAGGCCAUAUGCAGUCCUGUGCCUUGGAUUGCAUUUAUCCCAAUUUAAACUGACUCAUUUUCAUGGACAGCUGAAUAAGAGUGGGAGGGAUUUUUUGUAUAAAUUGAAAGAAGCUUUUUCAUUUGUUCUGUAAUUAAAUGGGAUAUUUUAUUCCAGGCAAAAAGGAUUUGAGGAGGAGCAAGGGAAAAAUAGCAAGAAUAUAAGUGACUGAGAGGAAGGCCAUAGGAAGAUCAGUGGCCAAAGACACAGAGAAAAGAAGGUAUUUGGAAGAUAGGAGUGGAUUCAUGGGAGUUGUCCUGCUGGGGCGUGGACAGUAAUGACAACUGAGAACAGGGAAGACAUUAGGAAGAUGGGGGAGGGGAGAGAGAGUCAUGAAAUAUGCUGCACUGGGAAAUGUUAAGGAGACUCCAAACUACCAAUGUCUAGAUUUUUUUUUUCUUCACUCCAAACCCAUAUCAGCAAACAUUCCAGGUUUGAGUUCUGCCAAACUGUAAAAGAGGCCAAACAAACUAAAAACAACAGAAUCUCCAAUUUUGUUUCAGGUCAGAAGCAAAGUAUUUUUUCCCCAAUAGAUGCAGUUCCCUAAUAGAUAUUCCUUUAACAUUACUACAUGGCAUGUAAGAAGUGGUUGGAAUUUAUGGCCUGAAUGCUCCCCCACCUUUAUCUACUUGACUGUGAGUUUAAGUAAAUAGGAAGUUUGCCUGCCACAAAGCACCAGCUCCAAUGCUGUUUUUAUUUUUCAUAAUGAAUUUGGGUUCCAGAGUUAUCACAGGCAUUCUUAAACAAAAAUAAAAUUGGUGGCUGGUUGAAAUUCCAUGCUUUGUCUGAAAAUGGGUGCAACUAGCUGAAAAGUAUGUGGAGUGGGGGUAGGGAGAUAAGCUAAGGUAGUUGUGAGCAUUCUGUGAAAUAGAGUAAUCUGACAAGCUUGUUUGCUUUUUUGCAUUAAGUAGCAACUAUUUUAAUAACCUCUCAAAGUUUCAAACAUGCCCACCAGCCAAAAGGUUGCUUAGUAAUGCAGAACAGUUUCAGCUAUUUUUAAAAUGAAAGGAAUGAAAAAGAACACUUUCAAGAAGGAAAUCAAGUUCAACUAGAAUAUCUGGAACUGCUUGGCUUUAAAAAAAUAACAUUUAAUUUGAAGCAAAACCUUUUACCUUAACAGGCUUGGCCAUGUGGCAUAAGCCCAAAUAAAAUACAGUUGUUAUUUUGCACUUAUCAGAUGAAUUGUGCUAAGUCCACACACAAAUUGAACUGGCAAACCCCUGAUUGUUUAUGUUAUAGAGAAUCAUAACAGACCUUCUUGCAUUUGCUAAUAUGUUUUUGAAAUACCACUAACUGGAUACCCAAUGCAACAGUAAAAAAUAUAAUAUAGUUAAUCACUUAGGAUGAUUAUCUUCACAAAAUGAACAAAAUAUAAAUAUAUUUCAGUUUCCAUCAUUUCAGCAGGUUUAGGUAAUAAUCAAGGGACUAUGGGAAUUGUAACCCCAGGUUACCAGAUUCCUUACUCCUACAAUUUAAUAGUUAAAUUUCAGAUUUAAAGCAAUAAUCAAGUGUCCAUAAUAUAUUAUAGUUCUUUAUUGGCAAAAUCGGGACUUUUGAAAUAGUGAAUGUUUGUAGGAUUACAUUUGGAAAUUUCUCAGUUAUGUGCAUUUUUUUUCUAUGAAGCUGGUUCCAGAAAUAUUGGUCCCCUCUUAAAAAGUCCCCAUUUUUGGAAUUUGCCAACUUAACUUUUUUGACUAUAACUUAUGUUGCUGGAUUGGGCCCCUGGGCCACCUAGACCAAGGUCUGCUGUCCUAUGGCCAGCCAAUUGCACAAGGAAGCUCUCUAUAGUCUAGAUAGUAGAUAGCCUUCAGAAGCAUUCACAAAGCCAUAAAAACUAAUAGCCUUUGAUCCUCAUUACCUCCAGGAAUUCGUCCAGCUCUUUUAUGAAGCUAGGACUAGGCUAGAACUACCAACGAGAAACUCAGGUAACAGUCUUAAAGGUUAAAGCAGGUGUACAUGGGUAUCAGGAAAUACAUCCCAGGAUGCAAACUUUAAAUUAUCUCUCAAUGUCUGGAGCAGGUACCUGCACCUGCAUUUCUCUCUCCCGCUUAUCCUCGCCCUGGAACUAAAUCGAUCCUAUACAUUUUAUCCUGCUGUUCAGCCGACAAGGGAAAUUAAGACUUCAGAAAUGGUUUAUUACACUUCCUGAAAAGGAAAAGAAAAAAGUCACCCGAGAAAUUGUGCAGAUUAUUCUGGCUCGAAAUCAAAAAAUGAGCAGCUUUGUUGACUGGAAAGAUCUCAAGCUUGUUUACAAAAGACAAUGGAAGAAUAUAUGAGCAAGCCUGCCUUUUAAAUCAAAACUAUAGAACCAGCUAAAGGGACCAUGUAAUAUGGCAUAACAUCUCUUAAGUGCCAGAUUUUGCUUAAAAUACAUAUUCCCCAAAGUUCUAAAAGUGAUAUGUUAUCUAUGCAACUGUCAAGAUGAAGGUCAGCCACAGUGCUGUAAGUAUAGCAGCACAUGUAUAUUAUAUUUUCUUUGAGUUUAUUUUAAUUUGGCUGUCUAGAUUGAAAGUUUUAUGGCAAAUCUUACUAUAACUUUUUACUCUAAGAAAUUGAUACUAGAAUCUUUGAAGGAUAUAUUUAUGACUUUGGACCAGUUUCUGAUCAAUUCAAUAUAAUUUUGUAAAAA
Molecule: messenger RNA, 7037 nt
Organism: Crotalus tigris (Tiger rattlesnake)
Lineage: Eukaryota; Metazoa; Chordata; Lepidosauria; Squamata; Viperidae
Gene: WDFY1
Product: WD repeat and FYVE domain containing 1
Exons: 14
Coding region: 138-1370 (410 amino acids)
Molecular function (GO): protein binding; metal ion binding
Source: RefSeq, a predicted model, not a curated record